CUCCUCGGACUGGACCUCCGGCAACCACUUUUGUAAGGUGGGAUGGACAGCACAGUCUCAGGCACAGCCAGGAAUGGAGAGACAAAAGCAAUGUGUCCAGUCAUGGAAAAGGCGGAGGAAAACAGCACGCUGGAGCGGGAGCACUGGAACAACAAGAUGGAGUUUGUCCUGUCUGUGGUUGGGGAGAUCGUUGGCUUAGGCAAUGUUUGGAGAUUUCCUUAUCUGUGCUACAAAAACGGGGGAGGCGCCUUCUUCAUCCCCUACCUCAUCUUCCUCUUCACCUGUGGCAUUCCCGUCUUCCUCUUGGAGACAGCGCUGGGCCAGUACACCAGCCAGGGUGGCAUCACAGCCUGGAGGAAGAUCUGUCCCAUCUUUGAGGGCAUCGGCUAUGCCUCCCAGAUGAUUGUCAUCCUCCUCAACAUCUACUACAUCAUCGUCCUGGCUUGGGCCCUCUUCUACCUCUUCAGCAGCUUCACUGUCGACCUCCCCUGGGGAAGCUGUCACCAUGAGUGGAAUACAGAGCAUUGUGUGGAGUUCCAGAAGGCGAACGGCUCCCUGAAUGUCACCUCUGAGAACGCCACCUCCCCGGUCAUCGAGUUCUGGGAGAGGAGGGUCCUGAAGAUCUCCGAUGGCAUCCAGCACCUGGGGGCUGUGCGCUGGGAGCUGGCCCUGUGCCUCCUGCUCGCCUGGGUCAUCUGCUACUUCUGCAUCUGGAAGGGUGUCAAGUCCACAGGCAAGGUGGUGUACUUCACAGCCACAUUCCCUUACCUCAUGCUGGUGGUCCUGCUGAUUCGUGGGGUCACACUGCCUGGAGCGGCCCAAGGAAUUCAGUUUUACCUGUACCCAAACCUCACCCGCCUGUGGGACCCCCAGGUGUGGAUGGACGCAGGCACUCAGAUCUUCUUCUCCUUUGCCAUCUGUCUAGGCUGCCUGACGGCCCUGGGCAGCUACAACAAGUUCCACAACAACUGCUACCGGGACUGCCUGGCCCUCUGUCUUCUCAACAGCGGCACCAGCUUCGUGGCCGGCUUCGCCAUCUUCUCCAUCCUGGGCUUCAUGGCUCAGGAGCAGGGCGUGCCCAUUUCCGAGGUGGCUGAAUCAGGGCCCGGCCUGGCUUUUAUCGCCUAUCCCCGGGCUGUGGCGAUGCUGCCCUUCUCUCCGCUCUGGGCCUGCUGCUUCUUCUUCAUGGUUGUUCUCCUAGGACUGGACAGCCAGUUUGUGUGUGUAGAAAGCCUGGUGACAGCGCUGGUGGACAUGUACCCCAACGUGUUCCGCAAGAAGAACCGGAGGGAGCUGCUCAUCCUGGCCGUGUCCAUCCUCUCCUUCCUUGCUGGCCUGCUCAUGCUCACGGAGGGCGGCAUGUACGUAUUUCAGCUCUUUGACUACUAUGCGGCCAGCGGUAUGUGCCUGCUCUUCGUGGCCAUCUUUGAGUCCAUCUGCGUGGCUUGGGUCUAUGGAGCUGGGCGCUUCUACAACAACAUACAGGAUAUGAUCGGGUACCGGCCAUGGCCGCUUGUCAAAUACUGUUGGCUCUUCUUUACCCCGGCUGUGUGCACGGGCACCUUCCUUUUCUCCUUGAUCAAGUACAAGCCCCUGACCUACAACAAGAAGUACACUUACCCUUGGUGGGGCGACGCCCUGGGCUGGCUCCUGGCCCUCUCGUCCAUGGUCUGCAUUCCAGCCUGGGGCCUGUACAAACUCAGCACCCUCAAGGGCCCCUUGAGAGAGAGACUCCGCCAGCUCGUGUGCCCAGCUGAGGACCUGGCCCAGCGGAACCAAGCAGGAGCCCCUGCCUCUGCUGUGCCCAGGACAUCACUUCUUAAACUCACAGAGUUGGAGUGUCAGUGCUAGGGGCAGGGGCCCCUGGCUGUGAGUGAGUGUGUG
Ochotona curzoniae (black-lipped pika) is the source of this 1884-nucleotide messenger RNA. RefSeq names its product solute carrier family 6 member 13 (gene SLC6A13). The transcript has 15 exons. Gene Ontology annotation, biological process: sodium ion transmembrane transport; neurotransmitter transport. The coding region runs from base 43 to 1851 and encodes 602 amino acids. NCBI's taxonomy places the organism in Eukaryota, Metazoa, Chordata, Mammalia, Lagomorpha, Ochotonidae. The record is from RefSeq and is a predicted model, not a curated record. Gene Ontology annotation, cellular component: plasma membrane. Gene Ontology annotation, molecular function: gamma-aminobutyric acid:sodium:chloride symporter activity.